Colletotrichum godetiae is the source of this 414-nucleotide messenger RNA. RefSeq lists its product as uncharacterized. The transcript has a single exon. The record is from RefSeq and is a predicted model, not a curated record. Lineage: Eukaryota; Fungi; Ascomycota; Sordariomycetes; Glomerellales; Glomerellaceae. The coding region runs from base 30 to 392 and encodes 120 amino acids.
GUGGAUGCAGGUUCACAAGAGCCCUUACAAUGAAGUUUACGUCCUGGUUAGCUAUCAUGAUACGGUUCCAAGCAACGAUCAUGGCCAUCGUAUGCUCACAGGCCCAUAUUACUGGGAAAUGUCAAGACGGGGUUUCUCAACUUGAGCCAGGCGCGCCCGAAGCCGACUCCGUCAAGGGCGUGGAACCACACAUUUAUGGGGCCGUCUUACGGGAUCGGGUUGAAAAUCGCGGCAAGGGCCCCGGAACCAACAAGCCCUGGCACCAAGAAAUGACGAGGUUUGUUGCCGGCUUCGAACUCAAGUCAUCUCUCACGGACUCUCCGCGCGGACUUCGGGGUUCGGCUAUUCCGUCCUUCCUCGUUCUCGCAACGUUCCAGAAGCUCUAUCCUUGAAGCUCAGACUCGUGUUGAGAUG